Glycine soja is the source of this 1021-nucleotide messenger RNA. Its product is annotated as peptidyl-prolyl cis-trans isomerase FKBP16-1, chloroplastic-like. The record is from RefSeq and is a predicted model, not a curated record. Gene Ontology annotation, molecular function: peptidyl-prolyl cis-trans isomerase activity. The transcript has 7 exons. Bases 382 to 843 code for a protein of 153 amino acids. Lineage: Eukaryota; Viridiplantae; Streptophyta; Magnoliopsida; Fabales; Fabaceae.
AUGGGUCCACACUCAUGAACAAAAAGUAUCUUACUUCUGGAUAGAGUCAUAGAUAGAGAAAAUGCUUUGUUCGGUUUUGAGCUUGGCUGGUAAUUCAGUGCCUGAAUUCUCAGAUACCAAAUUGCGUAUGUGAGUUCUACCAUUUCUCUUGCUUCCACCUCCAUGUGCUGCUUCAGUAUCUGCAUCUCCAAGUGGCAGAAUGUGGGAGGCAACCCAGUACUAGGUAGUGCGCCAAUGACAUGUUGGAGUGGCCACUGAGGCGCAUUUAAAAAAUUACUGCACAGACUCGGAUUGCAAGUAGUUGCACUCAAUUAUAGCUACUCAACUAGCUCAUAGUCGUCAAGGGAUUUCCAUGGGGAGGAUUACCUAUCAAGAGGGUGCAUGGAGGAUGCAAAUCUCAACUAUGCUGAGUCCAACAGAGUCUCCAUAUUAACAGUGGACAAAUUUUCAAGAAGGAUGGUUCUUCAGUUUCUGGGAUUUAAUCAAGUGAUAUGUUAUGCUUCUCCUGCUUUGGCUGCACCUAUUAUGCCAGACAUUAAGGAACCUGAAGUCAUACGCACAGUGGACCAGUUCAGUGGAGAAAGUAAUCCUGUUAUACUUUGGAUGAGAACCAGACAGAUGAUAGUGGGCUUAAAGGAGGUCUUGACUGGCAUGAGAGUUGGAGGAAAGAGAAGAGCACUGAUCCCACCUUCAGUAGGAUAUGUAAAUGAGAAUUUGCAACCAAUGCCUGAAGAGUUUGGCCCUCGUCGCAGCCUUUUUCCUCAUGCACAGGAGCCUUUGGUUUUCGAAGUUCAACUCUUGAAAAUUUUGAGCCCUCCACCACCACCUGCAGCAUUUAACUAAUUAUUAUUAUUAUUUUUAUCUAUUGACGAUUGUGUUACCCUCAAUUUUCAUUGUUUUCUGUUAAGCUUCCUUAGUGGCAGAAAAAUGAAUGUUUCAUAAAAGCAAGGAGAAGAAGAGUUAUAAAUGUAAGAGAAUGCUUAUCUUUUAUUUUUCAUUUAGUCUUGUUUUUAUCCCUUUA